Molecule: messenger RNA, 1522 nt
Organism: Umbelopsis ramanniana AG
Lineage: Eukaryota; Fungi; Mucoromycota; Umbelopsidomycetes; Umbelopsidales; Umbelopsidaceae
Exons: 5
Coding region: 244-1443 (399 amino acids)
Source: RefSeq, a predicted model, not a curated record
GUGAUAGAGCAGGCACAUAUCACAGAUUGACCAUAUCUUUCAUUUUGAGCUCAACACGCGGAGAACUGAUAGACGUUCAACGUGAGCUGCCCAUCACCUGUAGAGCAUGAUGCCCUGUAUAAAUUACAGAUAACUUCAGUAAGCUACAGCGCAGCGCAAGUCUCAUCUCCAGGAUACCACCGGCUACUGAAGUCAGUAUCAAGCGAUGUAUUAGAUUUACCACCCUUGUCAAAUGCAGAGCUUAUGGCCACGGAAAUCGAACAAAAGGACGCUCCUCGCCAAUUUGGAAAGGCUAUCGAUGUGGACAUCCCACUAACCUUGAAUGACCAAAGUAUCAUUCACCUCGACAAUGGUGAUUGGGUCUGGCGUGCCGUUAUUCGUAGUGAGGAGGCCAUCUCUCUCAAUUUGAUUUUUGGAGAAUGGUGGAUCCCUGAAGGUGCAGAAGCAUAUGUAUAUAAUGAUCAAGAAACUCUUGGUGCAUUCAAAGCUAAUCCGUCCAACAAAGACUCCGGAAUGUUUGCCACUGCUCCUAUCCAAGGCAAUGAAAUUGUAUUUGAGUACUUCUCGCCUUCUUGGGUUCAAGAAUCUCCUCGUAUUCGAAUUACAAAGGUUAUACAUGGAUACAAGCACCUUUUUACUCCCAAGAAGUCCUCUUCCGGAAGCUGUAAUAUUGAUGUUGCUUGCAAAGACGGCGCGGAUUGGCAUAACCAGGCCAGGUCUGUAGCUGUCAUUUUGACCGAUAACAACCAAAAAUACUGCACCGGAGCAAUGGUCAACAACAUGCGACAGGAUGGAAAGCAAUACUUUUUGACCGCAAACCAUUGUACCGGCUGGAACGAUAUGAAAACUCAUCUUGUUAUGUUCAAUUAUGAAAGACAAGCUUGUGGGGUAGAUGACAGCGACGUCGGAUCUAAGGAUACGGCUCAUGGUCUGAACCUAUUAGGCACAUACAGGUCAUCAGAUUUUGCUCUAUUGGAAGUCAUGGAACCCAUUCCCGAUGACUAUCAAGUUUAUUUGUCUGGCUGGUCAGCAGAGGAGUUUCCCGUAUCACCUUUCGUGACCAUCCACCACCCAAGUGGAGACUUGAAGAAGAUUUCUCAUUUCGAUGGCGACGUAACUCCUGCAUGCUGGAGCGAGUGCCCAAGUAAUAUGCAUUGGGAGGUGGAGAGAUGGACUACAGGAACCACUGAACCUGGUAGCUCUGGAUCACCAUUGUACGAAUCCACUGGGCGCAUUAUUGGACAGCUUCAUGGAGGCGUUGCAAGUUGCCAUUAUAAAGGUUAUGAUCGUUAUGGUGCCUUCAAGGAUUCCUGGAGCUCUGCGCCGCUUGGAAAUCAACAGCUCAAGGCAUGGUUGGAUCCGGAUAACACUGGAAAGAAGCAUGUAGAUGGUAUUGACCUCGAACAAGCUAAGCAUGGACGAGCUAUUAGAGACGAAUUGUAAAUGAGGAGGUGGAAAUAUGUGUGUAAUUUAUAUGAUGUGAUGCUUUGGAUACCCAAUAAAUGAGCUAGAUGCAUCAAUA